UGCCAUAAAUAUGGACUUACCCUUCUGUCAGCCAAUUCAAUCCUUUCUGCAUUACUGUCCAAGCCCUUUAUUAACCCCAUGUACUGGUUACUAGGGCAUUCAGUAUUGGCAUUGCAUCUCUAUUGCGGUUGAAUUAAAUUCCCAUUUUCUAAAACACAAAUUUGAAGAGCAGAGAGAGAAACAUAUCCCAGUUGUAAGAUGAAUGAACUGCAGAACAAGAUCUGGAAGGUGCUUCUCAAGGAAACAAAGAAAGAAAACCUGCGGCAUGGAGAUCACAUCUACACAUGGACACGAGCCAAUGCAAAAGACCACGGAAUAUAUUUGGAUGAUGAAUGCGUGAUCCAUUUCAUAGACGAUCAUCAUGGUGCAUGUCAAAAUUGCAUAAACCGUGAUCGAUCAAUUGUUCAUGGUGUGGUCUCUUCCUGCAUAGAUUGUUUCCGUUCUGGUGCAGAUCAUCUCUACCUCUUUGAAUAUGGUGUUAAUCCAGCUCUCAUCCUCGCAAAACCCGGAGGAGGUACAACUCUUGCGCUUGCUGACCGACCUGAGGCUGUGCUGGACCGUGCACUUAAUUUCCUUACUAGCAAUGACUCCAAUAGCCACUACCGUUUCAUAAACAAUGGUAAAGACUUUGCAAUUUAUUGCAAAACAGGCUUGCUAGUGAUAGAUAACAUAAAUUUCAGCAGAAGUUGGCAAGCUGCAGCAUUUUUCUCGGCUGUUACCGUCACGUUCUUUCUUUUUCUGCAGCAAAGCACAGCUGCAAAUUUUACUGGUGUGGCUGCCAUAUGUUUUGGCUUAUACUGUAUUUAUAGAUUUGGUUCUGAUAUCGGAGCCCGUCCUAAUGUUAUUAACGUGGAUCGAGUAGAGACAUUGCCUGAUGUUGAUAAGAAAAUGUCUUCUGCUGCGUCGGGCUUCAGACCUAUUCAAUCCUUAAUUGACCUGUUCAUAAUAUUGCUGAUGACUCAUUUCAAUAUUCAGUUGCUGUUAACAGUACGAACGUGGUCUGAGCCUCUUCAACUGCUGUCCGAGACUCCUCGAGUGGUCUGGAUUCUAGCAUGUAUCAUACUUUUCUACCUAGCAAUAUUACAAAAUAGGCUGAUUUCGAACAAAAUACAUAAAAAGCAGCUGAUGCCUGGAGAUCACAUCUACACUUGGAGGCGCAACUCCAACAGUACCUAUGCCCAUCAUGGUAUAUAUGUCGGUGAUAGUGACAGAGAAGUGAUCCACCUCGUCCGUGGAGGAGACCCUAUUUUACCCAGUUUAGCUUCAUCCCAUUCAUCAGACAUUCCCAUAAGCACUAGCUCCGCAAUGGAAAGUCGUGUAGAAUAUUGCAGCCUAGACAGUUUUCUUAGUGGUGAUGAACUCUAUCUCUAUAAAUAUGGUGUUAGUCUUGCUUUCUUUAUCGCCAAAUUUCUAGGUGGUACUUGUACCCUUGGCUCUACUAAUCAGCCCAACACUGUUACGAACCGUUCCCGCCAGGAGCUGAACAAUGGUUUUGGAACUGGUGCCUACAACCUUCUCAACAACAAUUGCGAAGACUUUGCAAUAUAUUGCAAAACAAAUUCGCCUCCAAGAAAAUUAAUUAUUAACCUUGGCAGGAAUGGGCAGAUAGUAACUUACUUUGGUGUGUUUUUUGCUAUCCUCAUUUUCAUAAUUGCAUUCUAGCCUAGCAAUCCUAUUGGUGUGGCAGCUACUGUUUAUUUCAUCUACUCUGUUGUUAGAUUUGUUGCUGAUGCUACACAUUGUGGGCAAGCUUAUCAAGUUACACUAAAGAUAUUGCCACCUUGGAUAAGUCCUGGUCGUUUUCCGGUAGUGGCUCAAUUCAUGCAUCUUGAAGGCAAGAUUGUGAUAUUCUGAAAGAGAAUCAAAGAAAGUAAAAUCGUGGAUUAAUUUAUGAUUUAUGUAGGAUUUAUAUGGCGUUAUUGGUUGAGUUUUAAUUUUUAAUCAAUGAUACUUGCUGUUUUGGAUGUUAAACAUAUAACCCUGAAAUUUUUGUUGUGAUUUAGUAUGCAAGUAUUUAUUCUGAAACAGCCUUACCUUUUCUUAGGCUCACCUUAAACUAGUAUUAUAUUUUU
Ziziphus jujuba (common jujube) is the source of this 2072-nucleotide messenger RNA. RefSeq lists its product as uncharacterized. Bases 199 to 1662 code for a protein of 487 amino acids. The transcript has 4 exons. The record is from RefSeq and is a predicted model, not a curated record. Lineage: Eukaryota; Viridiplantae; Streptophyta; Magnoliopsida; Rosales; Rhamnaceae.